GCCGUAGACGUUCCACUGAUUUCACCCUCUUCCUAUUGACGGGUGAUUGACCAUGGCCGACGUCACCAUCACCCACUUCGAGGUGCACGAUGUUCGUUUCCCGACUGGACUCUCGGGCGACGGCACGGAUGCCAUGAACACGGAUUGUGACUACUCCUCGGCAUACAUCUCCAUAUACACCUCCGAUCCGAACUAUGUUGGUCAUGGCAUGACAUUCACCAUCGGACGUGGCAAUGACAUCGUCUGCUCUGCAAUCACCGCUUUGGCCAAUCGCCUCAUCGGCAAAAAGCCCGAGGAGCUAUUCGCGAACAUGGGCAAGACAUGGGAUUUCCUCGUCGGAGACCCUCAGCUGCGAUGGAUUGGUCCCGAAAAAGGUGUGAUCCACAUUGCCACCGGUGCGGUUGACAACGCGCUCUGGGACAUGUACGCUCGCGCGCGUAAGAAGCCUUUGUGGAAGCUCGUCGUCGACUUCACGCCGCAGGAGCUCGUGGACUCAAUGGCGUGGAGGUACAUCUCCGAUGCGAUCACUCGCGAGGAGGCCCUGGAUAUGUUCACCAAGCUCGCGGCGACCAAGGCCGAGCGCGAGGCGAAGGUGAAGGAGCUCGGAUACCCGGCGUACGUCACGUCGGCCGGAUGGAUGGGCUACUCCGAUGAGAAGGUAGCGAGGCUGACCAAGGAAGCGGUCGCUGCCGGCUUCAAUACCUUCAAGAUGAAGGUUGGGGCAGAUCGCGAGAGCGACUUACGACGCGGCAAGAUCAUUCGCUCCAUCAUCGAUGAUCCCCAGUACCUUCCCCCCGGCUCGAAGGGUCGCGACCCUAACUCACCUGAGCUCGCGGGGAAAAACGCCGGCCCCACCGGCGCUGUCUUCAUGAUCGAUGCCAACCAGGUUUGGGAUGUUCCCCAGGCUAUCGAAUGGGUCACCUACCUCAAGGAGACCCGACCAUGGUUCAUUGAGGAACCUACCGCGCCCGACGACAUCCUCGGGCAUGCCGCUAUACGCAAAGCACUCAAGCCGCACGGCAUCGGUGUCGCCACUGGCGAGCAUGCGCACAAUCGCAUGGUCUUCAAGCAGCUCCUGCAAGCGGAGGCGAUCGACGUAUGUCAGAUCGAUUCGUGCCGUCUCGCGGGCGUCAGCGAGGUGCUCAGCGUUCUCGCCAUGGCAGCGAAAUUCGGCGUGCCUGUCUGUCCUCACGCAGGCGGUGUCGGCCUGUGCGAAUACGUCAUUCACUUGAGCGUCAUCGACUAUAUUUGCGUCUCGGGCUCGAUGGAACGCAACGUGCUCGAGUUCGUCGACCACUUGCACGAGCAUUUCCUCACCCCGUGCACGAUCAACAAGCAAGGUCGGUAUAACGUGCCCAGCAACCCCAACGAGGGGUACAGCAUUGAGAUGCACAAAUCGAGUAUCGCCGAUUACGAGUGGCCAAACGGUUCGUACUGGGUCGCCAACCCCAAGAAGGAGAAGGCGCCAUGAUGUGUCAAUGGUCCAAGAGCGACCGACAUGGAGCUUUAGUUCACUAUGGGACUUCGCCGCGCGCGUGAUUGAAUGAAGUAAUACCAAAAAUCUGUACAACUAUGAUGAUCGAAGAAACAUGAUAUGGCCUUUCAGCCGUACGUUGGUAAGGACAGAUGGUGCCCCCAUUUGCAUCGACAAAGCAGCAGUCCGGAUUAAGAUUGAAAGGUAUAGGCUACAGAUCUUCAGCUCGGAAGCACGCCGUUGGGAUCGUCCGGUUUCCAUAGCGCCUGCAGAUCGCCAAACGUGGUCCCGCUCACCAUGUCCGCCCAGUUCUCCGCCGACAAGCCCUCUACUCCGCACGUCGACAUCUCCGACAUAAACGCAAAAUCCUCGAAUGUGUUCAUCAGCGCGUCCGGGUCAUACAUCACGGAUGCGGGCGAUCCGUCGUCCUGAUGUCCCUGACCUGGUCCCUGGGCCGUCAGCCCGUCCAUACCCGCCAAAACGCGCGCGGCGGUCUCCUCGCGCUCGAUGUGUUCGCGGUGCGCCCGCAUGCGAUCCUCGUGCUGGGAGUCAACGACGGGCCCGUCCUUGAGCCAUGGCUCGCCGUUAUGGCGUUUCAUCUGAUAGUGCGCGUCGAAGAGGAGGUUGCCAAGGCUCAUGCGGGAGCGGAAGGUGAACGUUGGCUCGGACGGGUCGGGCGGGGCCGCGCCGGCGAGCUUCUUCGCGAGGAAGUGGAUCAGCUUUCCGACGCGGUCUGCGCCAUCAUCUUUCGUCACGGAGCGCGACGUGACGAUGGCAUAGGCGGUUCGGACUUCGCGGAGAACGACGUCGCGGUUGAUAGGGACCUUUUGCGGGUGAAGGGCCUGUAUACUUGCAAGCUUGACGAGCGAGAGCGUCGCGAUGACGAACGUCUGGUACACGGACUGCGGCCAGAAGAGCGCGGCGGUGUCGCGCGAGAGCGUGAGCUCGUGCAGGAUGCCGAUCGCGCGCAUUGAAGUCGAGUAGCACGCGAGCAGGUCUUGCGGCGAUGCGCGCACAAUGUCCGAUUGAAACGCGUACGUAUGCAGCUGCAGCUUCGCGUUCAAAAAGCUGACGGAUACGACGGGACUCAUCGGUGCGAGCCCGCGCUCGAUGUCGGCGAGCUCGGCGUUGAGGAGUGAGAGCAACGCGGGCGCGACGGUGGCAUCGUAUUGUCCCGACUGCGAGUGCGCGUCGUUGCCGAGCACGGUCGAGAGCCGCUGGGAGAAGCGCUGGAUGCGAAGCAGCUUAGAAAUGUCGGGAUGGAAGGACCGGAACCAUUCCACGUUGCACUCGCGUGACUGCGCGACGGUGGAGGUGACCCAGUCGUCGGUGAGGCAGGACGGGAGGCCCAUCAUCGUCGCGAGCGCCUGGUGGAUGUAGUAGCACUGCACCCAGGCGCGGGAGCGCUCCGCGAGGUCGAUUGGUUCCGCAGCGAACAACGGUCCGGAGAACUCGGCGGCGAAGUGAGGGCGGUGUAGGCCGAGGAGCAGGCCCAGUUGAAUGGCCAAGCCUGAGUAUUUCCAUGACGUGGUGAUGCUGCCCUUCUGUGUAGUGGUGAAGGGCCAUUGACAAAGUAUCAGCAGAGCUUGGAUCUGUGCCACGGAGUGCUUGCUGUUCAGCAUGAGCGCCGCGAUGAGCUGUUUGACCCCGUCAUUGAGAUCAAAUGUCAGCUCCGGAGAUCGGGCUCGCACGAGCGGGUGGUCUGGCCGCGGUCUGCAGCCCACCGAAACGAUGGCCCAGAAAAGAAGCUCGCUCCUCGCGAACGUCGCGUGAGGUUCAACAGGACCAGGCAAGAUCUGACAGAACGGAUGGUAGAACUGAAAGAACUCCUGAAAGCACGCGUGGACUUCCUCGUCGGUCAUGCACACGUUGCCCAGGGUCUUCACACCCGCGGACAUGUGCGAAGGCGCUGGGGGCGGUCGGGGCGCUAUUCGAGGUAGAGACGCGCCGAUUGUAACAUUGGCGACGGAGGUGGUGGCGCUGGUGUCCCCCUCGAUAAUGCCGGUAGAGUAUAUGGUCGGAGGGGUCGUGCUUGACGUAGAUGGGUUGUCUUCUACGGGGACGCUUGCAGAAGGAGAGAAGGGCGUUGUUCUUCGUGUGUUCACGCGUUUAUACGCUGGGUCUACAUGGCACGGGCGCGAGUCUGACGAGCUUGCGCAUCGCGUGCAUGGUUGUGGAAAGCGUUCAAGGUAGUCGCAGCGUAAUUUUGCCUGGCGGCAAUUGGUGCACACUUGCGCCGAACGUUUCCAGCGGCCGUUGCGUUUUUUGCUUGCGCUUGCGCUCUCGCCGCCUGAGUGAAGAUCGACGCUCAUGAUGGUCGUACGCCGGGUCCGCAGCGCCUUCGUGAGUCGUUCAUGGGUCUGGGAUGCCGGCGAUUGAUAAGGAAACAGCCCCUAAACGAGCCGAAGGCGUUACGGAUCUCCUAGUUCUGUU
Messenger RNA from Punctularia strigosozonata HHB-11173 SS5, 3907 nucleotides. Its product is annotated as enolase C-terminal domain-like protein. Gene Ontology annotation, molecular function: magnesium ion binding; hydro-lyase activity. The record is from RefSeq and is a predicted model, not a curated record. NCBI's taxonomy places the organism in Eukaryota, Fungi, Basidiomycota, Agaricomycetes, Corticiales, Punctulariaceae. The transcript is spliced from 19 exons. Bases 53 to 1471 code for a protein of 472 amino acids. Gene Ontology annotation, biological process: amino acid catabolic process; carbohydrate catabolic process.